CUAUGAUUGUUCAUAGAGAGGGACGCUUCCACAUAACAGUGCAACAAGCCUUAUUAUAUGAGUAAGGAAGAGAUCACAAAAAAAUGUCUUCCAGUGGCACCCUCAGUAACUGCUAUGUGGACGCUGUUCUGGGCCAGCAGCAGCAGGAGGCUGUGGAGGAUGUGUACGGAGGAGCGCGCUUCAUUCCGGCUCCGCACACGGUGACCUCGAGGCCGUCAGGUGGUGGUGGUGGUGGUGGUGGAGGAGACAACGCAGACUACUCCUCUUCUUCUUGCAAUUUUGCACCAAAGUCCAGCGUUUUCUCGUCGUCGUUUCAUCCGCAGGGGAUUUAUCAUCCGUACAUGCAUCACCACCACCACCACCACCAGAUACACCAGUCUCAUCUGCCCGCCUCGGACGGCAGAUAUGUCGGCGUGCGCUCCUGGAUGGAUCCGCUCUCCAACCACGUCUCCAACCACGUUUCCUUCGCAGGAUUCCACUCCAGCAGUCGGCCGUAUGGGACAAAACCAGAGGUGUUGCAUCCACCGCCACCACCACUACAAGCACCACCAUUAUCACUACUCAAAGCCACAGAUUGCGACGCGUCGGAGGCAGAAGCUCCUCGUGAAUACGCGCGUGGAGUAUCGGAUUGCGCGGAGCAAAAAGCGAGCAAAGAGCUCAGUGGAAGUGAGCUUUCCAUCCACAGCGAGCCCAAAGAGGAGAAACAACAACAACUUGACCCAAACAACCCUGCAGCAAACUGGAUUCACGCUCGCUCCACGAGAAAGAAGCGAUGCCCGUACACUAAAUAUCAGACUUUAGAGCUGGAGAAGGAGUUCCUCUUCAACAUGUAUUUGACCAGAGACCGACGCUAUGAAGUGGCUCGCAUACUCACUUUAACCGAGAGACAAGUGAAGAUCUGGUUCCAGAACAGGAGGAUGAAGAUGAAGAAGAUGAACAGAGAGAAAACCAACGGCAGAGAUCUGCUAUGAAAUCACUGCACAUCUAUUUGACACACCAACAAGGAAGCCAUCUGAACAAUUAAAUUCAUUUUUUUUGGUAGGAGCAUGGUGGUAGCCAUUUUCAUUUUUAUUAGCCCUCUCUAUAGCUUAAUAUUGCGUGUCAGUGUCAUGAAGUGUUGGCCACAUAUGCGUCAAAAUAACAUGUGCAGGAAUUUGUCUUGGUGACAUUCAGACUGGAUCCGUCAAAAUACUGUUUUUAAAUGGUAUUUUCUCUGUUUUGCAUUUUACACAACAAGCAGUUUGAGAUGUGUUGAGCCUCUCCUCAGUAGGAAACUAUGUGUAUUGCUUUUAUAGUUGUUAAGAAUUUGGAGUUGUAUAUAUAAAACAUUUUCACAGCUGGAA
Sebastes umbrosus (honeycomb rockfish) is the source of this 1343-nucleotide messenger RNA. RefSeq names its product homeobox D9a (gene hoxd9a). Gene Ontology annotation, biological process: anterior/posterior pattern specification; regulation of transcription by RNA polymerase II; embryonic skeletal system morphogenesis. NCBI's taxonomy places the organism in Eukaryota, Metazoa, Chordata, Actinopteri, Perciformes, Sebastidae. The transcript is spliced from 2 exons. Gene Ontology annotation, molecular function: RNA polymerase II cis-regulatory region sequence-specific DNA binding; DNA-binding transcription factor activity, RNA polymerase II-specific. Bases 84 to 971 code for a protein of 295 amino acids. Gene Ontology annotation, cellular component: nucleus. The record is from RefSeq and is a predicted model, not a curated record.